Malurus melanocephalus (red-backed fairy wren) is the source of this 2554-nucleotide messenger RNA. It is a transcript of the gene SPATA1, whose product is annotated as spermatogenesis associated 1. The record is from RefSeq and is a predicted model, not a curated record. NCBI's taxonomy places the organism in Eukaryota, Metazoa, Chordata, Aves, Passeriformes, Maluridae.
GAAGCAGUUGGGGUAUGAAUUGGAAGCAGCUGGGGUACAGGCAGGAGGAGGACAGAGCUGUCCUGUUGAGGAGAUCUGGAGAACAGCAAGGGAGUUCAGCAGGCAGAAAAUCCACAGAAGGUUUGUAACCUCAGAGAGUCUGGAAGAGCCUUCAAAGUGRGAACACCAAGGAGAGUCCAAACAAAAAGAGAAAGAUGGAAAUAAACUUCUAGCAGGGCCUGUUGAAAUAGUAGGAGGGGAAUGGUUUUAAACUAAAAGAAGGUUGAUUAGAAAUAUGAGGAAGAAGUUUUUUACACUAAGGUUGGUGAAAGCCUGGACCAGAGAGGUACAUUCAAGGUCAGAUUGAGCUUGGGRAUCUGAACAACCUGGCCGAGUGGGAGGUGUCCUUGCUCACUGCAGGAGGUUGGGCUCACUGACCUUCAAAGGUSCYUUCCAACCCAAACCACUCCAUGAUUCUGUAACAGUGUUUGCACAGAACCCUGGUUAUAAUCUAUGGAAGUACUUUUCUGACAUGGUUGCCCAGCAUAGUCAAGUUUCCUUAGUACACUGCGUUUGGCCAGCACAAUGUGUUGUUUGCUGCCAUUCACAAUGAUCUUCACUUUAUCAGAUCUAGGCCCUGCAAGAGUCUCAUUUUGUGGGGAUUUAGGUCUGUGUCUUUAGGAAAACAGUAGACUCAUAUAGGAAAUUAUAUACAACCAAACUAUUUUUAUGAAAGGGGAACAAAUGUUAAGAGGAAAUGCUCUGGGGCAGGUCUCUUAGAGCUGCARGGCUAUGGUUUAGCAAUUCCCCCAGUUACUUAGGUGAUACUUGUGUAGAAGGUGUGGUUGAUUCUGUUUGCAGUUAACUGGAAGUUUUCUGCCUCAGCACAGACAGGACUUCCAUUUUUCRUAAAUGGAAUGAAGAUCAGUAAAUGAAAUUAAAGGAUAUUUAUAGAGCAACUUCCCUCAUAACAGAUUAUCAUGAAACUAAUUCUUAAAGAAUGCUUCAAUCAAAAAGAAAAUUAGAAAGCCCACCUGGCAUUUGCUGUGGUCAAACAGAGGGACCAAAAUGUCAUUCAGUCAAAUGAGACCUCAAACAUCACAGCUGGUGGAGCUUCAUGUUUUUUAUGUCCCAGCAGAAGUGUGGAACUUCCAGCUGAAUACAGUUCCUGUAGCUCUUAAUAGCAAAUUCAUCUCAGCUGGAUUCAUCAGGGUGUCUCCUCAUGUCACAUUAAGAGUGCCGGGAGAGUACCUGGGUGGAGUGAGAGUUGCAGAUAAAUUCAAAUUUCUAAAAUGCGUUGGGAAAAAAACUAGCAGUGGGUCAUGCUUGCAGGAGAACAGGACUAGGAAGAUUAGAGCUGAUCUUGGUGAAAAACUGGAAAAUCAGGCAGAUGGAAACAAGCAAAAUCAUCUUACUUCUCCAAAAGAGUGUAUUUCACCUCCUAGUCCACCUCUUUUGGCACUUACUCUAAAUCCAGCUCAAGUUCCUGUAAUUCAGGCUGCAAAAAACAAGAUGGAAGAACUAUUACAACAAAUGAAGAAAGACACAAAGCACAUGGAGRAAACUAGAGAAGAACUGAUCAAAAAAGCUAAAGGGCUACUGGARCAAAACAAGCUGAGGAGGUACCGUGUUCCUGAGGAAUGGAGAAAGAAGUACUUUGAAACUAAGAAAGCUACAGUUUCACUGGCGGAGACUUGGAACAAACUACGACAAGAUUUAGAGCUUUACCACCGGAAAUUGCUCUUGCAAUUGGAAACCAGAGAGAGCCGAAAAUGACCAAACAAUACAACAAACUCCAAGAAUUACACAAUCAUCCGGAUUACUACAGUGCAGCAUGAACUCCAUCAACUGAAGAAGAAGCUAGAUGAUGCAAAAAUGAAACUCAUAAUAGAAAUUAAGAUGAGAAAGCAGGCAGCAUCUGAUUUAYGAGCACUGAGAGCGGAACUGRCACYRAAGAUUCAUUCAGCUUUAAUUCUCYAGUCCAGAAGAUCASGAGUUUAAGAUGACAUGACUAACAUCUGUGAAGUCUACAGCAGCUCUCUAGUGUAUAUAGAAUUUCAGAGCAUUCAUUUGUAUGUUCUUGAAGGUAUCAUGUAAAAAGUCAUUAAYUAUAUAAAUGUGGAAUUUGUAUAUUAGGCUACUGAGGCAGUGCAGCUUGCUUCUUUUUAAAUCUCAUUCUUACUGUAARAUUAGUCACAUACUUAAACAUACAGUUUAAGCUAGUAAUGUGUCUAAAACUAAGCUGUUAUUUUUAAAAUGCAAAUUAGUUAAGUGUGUGAUAGCCCAGUGGUAUGCUGAUGUUCUUURAUUAACUAAACAGCUACUAAGCAAAUAAACCUAAAAUCUGUAACCUGGUUCUUAUUUUCAGGCACACACAUUUCAUUUUUGGGAAAUUAUUAAAAUAUAGCUGCUGUAGAAYUACAGCAAGAGUAAUCCUUUAUUUAGCUCUUUACUGGUGUAUGUUUGAGCAUUAUGCCUAUCUAUAAAUUACCAAUGUAUCAUUACYAUAUUAUUAUGAAGAAUAAACAAAAUCACAGAUAAUCUCACUUUAUGUCAUAUCUAGCUGGUUUUGUUC